AUGGCGUCAGAUCUGGGUCCAAAGGCGCAACUCAACGCCCCGUCCGAGAGUCGGUCUGGUCUUCGUCACGAAAUCGAAGGCCUGUGCCAUCACGAUCACGAACAUGAGAGCCACAAGUUCCGCCAUCACGACAACUCCAACGAAGAAAACAUCUCAAUUCCUUCAAACUCCAAACAUGCUGAGCAGGCCAUCGCGCCCUUCCUGGCCAAGCACAUCCCGACUCAGUACAACCCUGUUGGCCACUUAAUACCCCAGUCCACCUCCACCGACCUCAACCACGAACACCACCAAGACCCUUCAAGCACAAAGUUCUGCUACCGCCAUCGUCCUGAUCUCAAGUGCAGGCGUCAAGCCAACGAGCCAUCCAUGGAGCAACUCCAAAACCAAGCCAUUUCCCAUGUCUGGUCUCUUUUCUCCGCCGCCCCUUCCAAACACCGCAAUCUUAUGCUCCAGGGCAUUCUCUCCCAAUGCUGNUUUCCCCAGCUCUCCUACAUUUCCGCUUCCGUCCGUGACUUGAUCAAGAUCGACUUCCUCUCUGCCCUGCCUCCGGAGCUUGGCUUCAGAAUUCUCUGCUUCCUUGAUACCACUUCAUUGUGCAAGGCUGCCCAAGUCAGUCGACGGUGGAGGAGUCUGGCCGACGAUGACGUCGUUUGGCACAGAAUGUGUGAGCAACACAUCGACCGAAAAUGUACAAAAUGUGGUUGGGGUCUGCCUCUGCUCGAGCGCAAGCGAUUGAGAAUCGAAAAGAGACAGAUACAACUUCGCGCCAUCUCGAGAGGCAACAAUGAAUGGUCGCCAACAAUUACCCCGCUUGCUGAGGACCCGGUGUUUGUCAACAACGCUACAACCGCACCAAAUACUCAGGCUCUUGCCAUAGUAGGUGAGAAGCGCAAGCUUGAAGACGAGCAAGCUCCACCGCAGAAAAAGUUGUGUACUCCAGCACCGGGUGAAGAGGAGGUCAAUUCAUACUUUCAACCACAAACAAGGAGGCCUUGGAAAGACGUGUAUAAGGAUCGCUUCAAGGUCGGCACCAACUGGAAAUACGGCCGAUGCUCGACAAAGAUUUUCAGAGGCCACACUAAUGGUGUCAUGUGCCUGCAAUUUGAUGAGAAUGUCUUGAUCACAGGUUCUUAUGAUUGCACAGUGAAGGUAUGGGACAUCAAAACAGGAACAGAGCUGAGAACGCUUGAGGGCCAUACAUCAGGCAUUCGCACGUUACAAUUCGACGACCAGAAGCUUAUUACCGGAUCCAUGGACAACACGACAAAGGUCUGGGACUGGCGUACUGGAAAAUGCCUGCGGACUUUCCAAGCUCAUACAGGUGGUGUUAUUUGCGUCAACUUUGAUGCUGGUUACAUCGCUUCGGGUUCAAUGGAUCAUACCAUCCGAGUCUAUGAGAUUCGAAACAAGGCAUCUUAUUUGCUCAAGGGUCACACGGAUUGGGUCAAUGCGGUAAAGCUCGACGUCGUUUCGCGUACGUUAUUAUCUGCCUCGGAUGAUUGUACUGUUCGUCUAUGGGAUUUGGAUACGCGAAGGUGCAUCAAGGUUUUCGAAGGACACGUCGGCCAAGUGCAGCAGUUGGUAGCUCUUCCGCCAGAAUUCGAGCUCGACGAAGCCGAUCUGCUUUCCGGAGAGAACGAGGAUGACACAUCAUCUACUUCCUCUGGACCAUCGCCUGCUCAUAAGCAUUCACAUCACCCAGCAACUACAGCUACCGAAAGUGCUGUUCCAUUCUGGCCUGACGAGCCUGAUCGUCCAGCACCUCCUCGAUACAUGCUUACAGGUGCUCUUGAUAGCACGAUUCGCCUGUGGGACGUGCAUGCCCCUGCUGUGUCGCCAGCUGUAGAUGCGGCAGAUCCUGUUCAGAAGCCACCUACCACCAACGCAUGCUUACGCACCUAUUUUGGACACGUCGAAGGCAUAUGGGCGCUCGCAGCAGAUCAUCUGCGCAUGGUGUCCGGAUCAGAAGAUCGUACAGUAAAGAUCUGGGAUCCUCGAAGCGGCAAGUGCGAGAGAACGUGGACUGGGCACGCUGGUCCUGUGACUUGUAUUGGACUCAGCGACAGUCGACUUGUCUCAGGAAGCGAAGACUGCGAAGUGCGCAUGUUAUUGUUCAACACUGGAGAAGGAAAUGAAGGCUGUGAAGAGCAAUGA
Molecule: messenger RNA, 2154 nt
Organism: Aureobasidium musti
Lineage: Eukaryota; Fungi; Ascomycota; Dothideomycetes; Dothideales; Saccotheciaceae
Source: the annotation of a GenBank genome assembly